AUGAGGACCUUGUCGAAAUGCUUCCAGAAUCUGCAGUCAUCUUGCAGGUUUUUUCUCCAAGCCAAGAGAUGCUUGGUCUCUCCGAUCACUUCACACUACGAAGCUAUAAACCGGGGUGAACAAGAAGUGCCUGAGUACUUUAAUUUUGCAUGUGAUGUUAUGGAUAAGUGGACGCAAGUAGAAAAGGAUGGAAAGAAGCCUCGGAACCCAGCCUUCUGGUGGGUAAACAAUCAGAGGGAAGAGGUGAAAUGGAGCUUUGAGGAAUUGGGAGUCUUGUCCCGAAAAGCUGCCAAUGUGCUCACUGGCCCAUGCGGCUUGCAGAGAGGUGACCGGAUCCUGAUGGUGCUGCCCCGGAUACCGGAGUGGUGGUUACUUCUUCUGGCUUGCAUACGAACAGGCAUCGUUUUUAUCUCAGGAACGUCCCAGCUCACCGCUAAAGACAUCUCCUACAGACUCCAGGCGUCCAAAGCCAAAUGCAUCGUGGUCAGUGAUCAGUUGGCUGGUGCAGUGGACUCUCUCGCGUCUGAAAGCAAGUUUCUGCAAACCAAAUUAAAUGUGUCUGAUAGCCCCAGAGAUGGCUGGCUGUCAUUCAAGGACCUACUCAGAGCAGCACCUCCUGAUUAUGACUGCGUUAAGACAAAAAGCCAAGAGCCAAUGGCCAUCUACUUUACCAGUGGGAGCACAGGACCCCCCAAGAUGCUGGUACAGUCCCACUGCAGUUACGGCAUCGGAUUUGCAUCCAGUGGCAGGCACUGGAUGGACCUGAGCCCUUUGGCCGUAUUCUGGAAUACAUCAGACACAGGAUGGAUUAAGGCAGUCUGGAGCAGUGUGUUUGCACCGUGGAUCACUGGAUCAUGUGUCUUUGUACAUCACCUACCUCAAUUUGAUCCCACAGUGAUACUAAACACUCUUGCAAACUACCCAAUUACCACUUUCUGUACAGCACCUACUGCAUACCGGAUGUUGGUGCAACAUGAUCUUACCAGCUACAAAUUCAUGAGUUUGAAGCACUGCCUGACUGGAGGAGAGCCACUCAAUCCAGAAGUGAUGGAAAAGUGGAAAAGCCAAACAGGGCUGGAUAUCUAUGAAGGAUACGGACAAACCGAAACAGUAACAAUAUGCUCUAACUUGAAAGGAAUGAGCAUUAAACCAGGAUCAAUGGGAAAGGCUUCCCCACCAUACGAUGUCCAGAUUGUAGAUGACCAGGGCAAUAUUCUGCCUCCUGGGGAAGAAGGGCUUGUUGCAAUCAGGGUCAAGCCAAAACGGCCAUUUUGCCUUUUCUCGGAAUAUAUUGAUAACCCAGAGAAAACAGCUGCCACUGAGCGUGGGGAGUUUUAUAUCACUGGAGACAGAGCGACCAGAGACGAAGAAGGCUACUUCUGGUUUGUGGGAAGGUCGGAUGACAUCAUCAAUUCUGCCGGGUACCGCAUUGGCCCCUUCGAAGUGGAAAGCGCCUUGAUUGAACACCCAGCAGUACAAGAAGCUGCGGUGGUCAGCAGCCCGGAUCCCAUCAGAGGAGAGGUGGUGAAAGCUUUUGUCAUCUUGUCCCCCACCUUCUUAGCACACGAUGCAGAAAAAUUAACCAGGGAACUGCAGGAUCACGUGAAAAAGGUCACUGCCCCCUACAAAUACCCCAGAAAGAUUGAGUUUGUCAACGAGCUGCCAAAGACAUUUGCUGGAAAAAUUCAAAGGAAUGUAUUAAGAAAUCGAGAAUGGAGGAAAGCCUAGAUGGAGUCAAACACUUGCCAAAGAAGUUCGUGUCCUGACCAGCUGCUUCGAUGGAGAACUUCCCCUUCUUGUUUCUUUUCUACACCGAUGGUGUCAUUCCGAUAUCCCAAGCAUUGACACAACACCAAACUCUGUAAAACAAACUUAAAAUCUGGAAUCCGCAUGGCAGACGUGGUGGCAAGAGAGGGCCCUCUAGCGCAGCAGCCCAAAUAUUUCCGUUGGAGGCAGGAAUCUCUGGGAAGCGCUGUGCUCCCCCAGCCCGCUGUCCGCUCGCGUUUGCUGAAAUGCAGGCACGAGGGCUGUGGCUUU
This is a messenger RNA of Varanus komodoensis (Komodo dragon), 2037 nucleotides long. Its product is annotated as acyl-coenzyme A synthetase ACSM5, mitochondrial-like. The record is from RefSeq and is a predicted model, not a curated record. Lineage: Eukaryota; Metazoa; Chordata; Lepidosauria; Squamata; Varanidae. Gene Ontology annotation, molecular function: fatty acid ligase activity; fatty-acyl-CoA synthase activity. Gene Ontology annotation, cellular component: mitochondrial matrix. The transcript has 13 exons. Bases 1 to 1728 code for a protein of 575 amino acids. Gene Ontology annotation, biological process: acyl-CoA metabolic process; fatty acid biosynthetic process.